Chondrus crispus (carragheen) is the source of this 735-nucleotide messenger RNA. RefSeq lists its product as hypothetical. The transcript has a single exon. The coding region runs from base 1 to 735 and encodes 244 amino acids. The record is from RefSeq and is a predicted model, not a curated record. NCBI's taxonomy places the organism in Eukaryota, Rhodophyta, Florideophyceae, Gigartinales, Gigartinaceae.
AUGACUGAUUGCAACCCGAAACCAACCCCUUCCCCCCCAAAAGUCAACGCCGCACAUGACGCAACCACCCCACUCUUACCAGCACCGCAAUCUUCACAUUUCCGCCGAAUCCUAGGCGACCUCCGAUAUCUCGCAGACAGUACCCGCUUCGACAUCCACCCAACCGUAAACAGACUGGCUCCCCACAUGAACCAGCCACACGAAGCCCAUUGGAACCAGCUCAAGUGGCUGCUAAGAUACCUCAAGUGCGCCCCAGACCACGGCAUCCUCUUCUCCACAUCUCCGGCACAACCACUACUGUCCACUUGCACAGACGCCGAUUUCGCCAACGCCAAAAACCGCCGAUCCACAUCAGGCAUAGUCCACACCAUACAUGCCGCGCCCAUCUCCUGGACCUCAUCCAUCCAAGACACGGUCGCACUGUCCAUAUGCGCAGCCGAAUAUCUCGCGGCAACCUUAGCUACGCAACAAACCAACUGGCUCUGUCGACUCCUAAGCGAUUUUCACGCAACCCCAAAGAAGCCUGUGAAACUCCAUAUCGACAACCAAGCUGCACUACGCAUAGCUCUUCAGUUUGCACCACCAAGCGCAGCAAACUCAUCGAUAUCAAGCACCACUACCUACACGAUCACAUCGAAAAGCGUCUCAUCACCACCCAUCAUAUACCCUCCAACGACAACCUCGCCGACCUGUUCACCAAACCACUUGGAAAAUUACGCUUCCACCAACUCGUAA